AUGGCCGUUGUUCUUGAUGCCUUCAUCUCCGGGCUGGUCGGUACGUUGAAGGACAUGGCUAAAGAGGAGGUGGACUUGCUGUUGGGCGUCCCCGGGGAGACCAAAAAGCUCCAACGCUCUCUCCGCAAGAUCCACUCUGUCCUUCGCGACGCCGAGAAGCGGCGGAUCGAGGACGAGGACGUCAACGACUGGCUGAUGGAGCUCAAGGACUUCAUGUACGACCCCGACGACCUCCUCGACGAGUGCGGGAUGGAGGCCCAGAGGUGGACUCCUCGUGAGUCCGAUCCGAAGCCGUCCACCUUGUGCGGAUUUCCCAUCUUUGCUUGCUUUCGCGAGGUCAAGUUCAGACAUGAGGUGGGCGUCAAAAUCAAGGAUCUCAACGAUCGGCUGGAAGAGAUCUCGGCCCGAAGGUCCAAGCUGCAACUCCAUGUGUCUGCGGCGGAACCAAGGGUGGUUCCUCGAGUUAGUCGCAUAACUUCCCCCGUGAUGGAGUCUGACAUGGUUGGCGAGCGGCUGGAGGAGGACUCCAAGGCACUGGUGGAGCAGCUGACAAAGCAAGAUCCGAGUAAGAACGUGGUGGUGCUGGUAAUUGUGGGGAUCGGUGGCAUCGGAAAGACCACCUUCGCUCAGAAGGUGUUCAAUGAUGGUAAAAUCAAAGCCAGAUUCCGCACCACCAUCUGGGUGUGCGUGUCCCAAGAGUUCAGCGAGACGGAUCUUCUCGGAAAUAUCAUCGAAGGUGCUGGUGGAAAAUAUAAUAGAGAACAGAGCAGGAGUCUGCUGGAGCCCUUGGUGGCGGGUCUACUGAGAGGGAACAAGUUCUUGCUGGUGUUGGAUGAUGUUUGGGAUGCUCAGAUCUGGGACGACUUGCUCCGCAAUCCUUUGCAGGGAGGAGCAGCAGGCAGCAGGGUGCUGGUUACAACUAGAAACGCAGGGAUCGCGAGGCAAAUGAGGGCGGCCCAUGUCCACGAGAUGAAGCUGCUGCCUCCGGAGGAUGGCUGGUCCCUCCUGUGCAAGAAGGCGACGAUGAAUGCAGAGGAGGAAAGGGAUGCCCAAGAUCUCAAGGACAUAGGCAUGAAGAUUGUUGAGAAAUGCGGAGGGCUUCCCCUGGUCAUCAAGACCAUCGGAGGGGUCCUCCGCGAUAGAGGACUCAACAGAAAUGCGUGGGAGGAAGUUCUCCGCAGCGCCGCAUGGUCACGGACCGGGCUUCCCGACGGUGGGCACGGAGCACUGUAUCUGAGCUACCAACCUUCCGGCCCAUCUCAAGCGAUGCUUUCUCUACUGUGUCUUAUUGCGCGAAAACUAUGCGUUCCACAUGUCGGACAUCGUCAGAUUAUGGAUAGCCGAGAGGUUUGUCGAAGCACGAGGAGAUGUCACUUUGGUGGAAACAGGGGAGCAAUAUCCAAGAGAGCUGCUUCAUAG
Messenger RNA from Musa acuminata AAA Group (dessert banana), 1419 nucleotides. RefSeq names its product putative disease resistance protein RGA3. Gene Ontology annotation, molecular function: ADP binding. The transcript has a single exon. Gene Ontology annotation, biological process: defense response to fungus. NCBI's taxonomy places the organism in Eukaryota, Viridiplantae, Streptophyta, Magnoliopsida, Zingiberales, Musaceae. Bases 1 to 1419 code for a protein of 472 amino acids. The record is from RefSeq and is a predicted model, not a curated record.